AUGGAAGCUAAUGACGGACCUUUAGGUAUCUUAAAGCUAGCACUUGAAGCCAACGUCGAGGUCACUUUAAGGGAUUCUGACGUUAUUUAUGGGAAAUUAAAAAGUUUUGACGAACAUCUCAACAUAUUGCUUACAAAUGCACAAGAAAACAGCCAUAAUCAUGAUAUUCUAUUCAUCCGUGGAGAUUUAGUCAAGCUUAUCCGACCUUCUGUAUACAUCGCAUAA
This is a messenger RNA of Blepharisma stoltei, 225 nucleotides long. Lineage: Eukaryota; Ciliophora; Heterotrichea; Heterotrichida; Blepharismidae. The record is from the annotation of a GenBank genome assembly.